GACAAGGGGCAGUCGGCGGAGCGCUGCGCGCCGGGCGUUUGAUCCGAUGAAGCCCGGCUUGGGAUUUAUUCGGGAGCCGGCCACUCGCUCAGCUGCCUUCCUGCCGGCACCGAGCGGGAGGAGAUGGGGAAUUCGCUGGGCUGCGUUAAAGAGCAGAAGGAAAAAGCUGUGGGGAAGGCGCCGCUGUCUCCCAAAAAAAGGGUGCGCUUCAAAAGGAGGAGGAGAGGGAAGAGGAGAGCGAUGCCGGAGGCAGCCCCGCAGGAGGAGCCCCCGGCGCUGGAGGUGGCCGAGGAUGAGGAGGCGCCCAAAUCGAAGGCAGCCCCUGGGCAGGAGGGAAGAGAGGAGCCCCCCGGCAGCCGGCCCCGAGGCGGGGACCCCGAUCCGGCAGCGCUGCGCCCCGGGAUCAUCGUGCAGGUGAAGGAGCGCUUCCAGGGGGAGGUGCAGAAAGCGCGCCUGGUGCUGGAGCCGCAGCGGCCGGGUGUGGCGGGAGCAUCCCGGGAGGAAGGCACCACCGUCAUCGCCCGCCUGCUGGAGAACCCGGCCGAGAAGGACUGCGAGAAGGCGGUGAGCCGGCUGGUCGAGCUGCAGAGGAGCGGCAGCUGCCGGGCCGUGCUGCUGCCGCUGCGCGCCGGGACCGAUGGCCGUGCCGGGGGACUCCUGUCCCCGAGCAGCGCCGUGUCCGGCCAGGAUCCAGCGCCCAGCCGGGAGCCGGAGGCCGGCAGCGCCGUGGAUGCCUGGGGGAAAGGAGGCAGCGAUGAUCCCAGCUCCAGCGCCGCGUGGACGUGCUCCUCCGCAGCAGAGCCGGGCACCGUGUCCGAGCUGUCCACGCCGUCCCCCAUGGUGGAUCAGCUGGAAAACCCCGGCGUGGGGAGAAGCUCAGGGUUGCCGUCGUCCUCUGGGGCUGGGGAGGGAGAUGGUCACGGGCUGCCGGCUUCCCGCAGCCCGUCCUCCUUCAGCGGCAGCGCGGCCCGGAGCUCCUCGGGGUACGGCAGCGACCGGCCGGCCAAGGGCACAGGAGGUGGCGGGACCACGGUGUCACCCUCUGAUGGUGGCCUCAGGCUCGCUGUGGAGGGCCGGGCUUGGAGGGGGAGCUCGGGGACAGCCGGAGCAAUGAUCUCUGACAUCUACAUCAGUGGGGAGCUGGGGGAUAUGUCAGCCAAGGAGAAGCUCCUGCUGUGGACACAGAAGGUGACAGCAGGUUACAUCGGGUUGAAGUGCACCAACUUCUCCUCCUGCUGGAGCGAUGGCAAGAUGUUCAACGCCCUCAUCCACAGAUACAGGCCGGAUCUGGUGGACAUGGAGAGGGUGCAGAUCCAGAGUAACCGGGAGAACCUGGAGCAGGCCUUCGAGAUCGCCGAGCGCCUGGGUGUCACUCGGCUGCUGGAUGCUGAAGACGUGGACGUUCCCUCUCCAGAUGAGAAAUCUGUGAUAACUUACGUGUCUUCAAUCUACGAUGCCUUUCCCAAAGUCCCCGAGGGAGGAGAAGGGAUCAGCGCCAUUGAGGUGGAUUCGAGGUGGCUGGAGUACCAGACCCGUGUGGAGUCCCUCAUCUCGUGGAUCAAGCAGCACACGAUACUCAUGUCAGACAAAUCCUUCCCCCAGAACCCUGUAGAGCUAAAGGCACUUUAUAACCAGUACAUACACUUCAAAGAAACUGAAAUCCCAGCGAAAGAGCAGGAAAAAGGACAGAUAGAGGAGCUCUACAAACUGCUAGAGGUCUGGAUUGAAUUUGGACGCAUCAAGUUGCCCCAGGGCUACCACCCCAACGAUGUGGAGGAGGAGUGGGGCAAGCUCAUCAUUGAGAUGCUGGAACGUGAGAAGCUCCUGCGGCCGGCGGUGGAGAGGCUGGAAUUGCUGCUACAAAUCGCUAACAAAAUCCAGAAUGGUGCUCUGAGCUGUGAAGAGAAGCUCACCCUGGCGAAGAACACGCUACAGGCUGAUGCUGCUCACCUGGAGUCGGGCCAGCCAGUGCAGCACGAGUCCGACGUGGUGGUGUACCUGCAGGAGAGCGAGGGGCUCAUCCGCCAGCUCCAGGUGGACGUGCAGAUCCUCCGGGACGAGAACUACUACCAGCUGGAGGAGCUGGUGUUCAGGAUCAUGAGGCUGCAGGACGAGCUGGUGACACUGAGGCUGGAGUGCACCAACCUGUACAGGAAGGGCCACUUCUCCACCCUGGAGCUGGUGCCCACGUCCACUCUGAGCACAACACACUUGAAGGGCGAGUCCCUGACCAAGGGGCUCCACACCUCCUCGGCCUCCUGGUUCAGGAAGCCAAUGACCAGGACAGAGCUGGUGGCCAUCUCCUCCUCUGAAGAUGAAGGCAGCCUCCGCUUCGUCUACGAGCUGCUGGCCUGGGUGGAGGAGAUGCAGAUGAGACUGGAGCGGGCAGAGUGGGGCACUGACCUGCCAAGCGUGGAAUCCCAGCUGGAGACCCAGAGGCACAUCCACGCCAGCGUGGAGGACCUGGGCUCCAGCGUGAAGGAGGCCAGGAUGUAUGAGGGUAAAAUGUCCCCGAAUUUCCGCGCGAGCUACACGGAGACUCUGGGCAAGCUGGAGACUCAGUACUGCAAACUGAUGGAAACCUCGAGCUUCAGGCUGAGGCACCUCCAGAGCUUGCAUGGAUUCGUGUCCCGGGCCACUGCUGAGCUGAUCUGGCUGAAUGAGAAGGAGGAGGAGGAACUGGCCUACGACUGGAGUGACAACAACCCCAACAUUGCAGCCAAGAAGAAUUACUUCUCAGAGCUGACAGCAGAGCUGGAAGAGAAGCAGGACAUCUUCCGUUCCCUCCAGGACACGGCUGAGCUGCUCUCCCUGGAGAACCACCCGGCCAAGCAAACCGUGGAGGCCUACAGCGCUGCUGUGCAUACCCAGUGGCAGUGGAUCAAGCAGCUCUGCCUGUGCGUGGAGCAGCACGUGAAGGAGAACGCUGCCUAUUUCCAGUUCUUCAGCGACGCCCGGGAGUCGGAGACGUACCUGCGGAACCUGCAGGACUCCAUCAAAAGGAAAUAUUCCUGCGACCACAACACGAGCCUGACACGGCUGGAGGACCUCCUGCAGGACUCCAUGGAUGAGAAGGAGCAGCUGAUCCAGUCCAAGAGCUCGGUCGCCAGCCUGGUGGGACGGUCCAAAACCAUCGUCCAGCUGCGGCCCAGGAACCCUGAGCACGCUGUCAAGAGCACCAUCCCCAUCAAGGCUGUCUGUGACUACAGGCAGAUCGAGAUCACCAUCUGCAGGAACGACGAGUGUGUCCUGGAGGACAAUUCCCAGAGGACCAAGUGGAAGGUGAUCAGCCCCACAGGGAAUGAGGCCAUGGUGCCUUCUGUCUGCUUCCUGAUCCCCCCACCCAACAAAGAGGCCAUCGAGAUGGCCAACAGGGUGGAGCAGCUGUACCAGAAAGUGAUGGCUCUCUGGCACCAGCUCCACAUGAACACAAAGAGCCUCAUCUCCUGGAACUACCUGAGGAAGGACAUAGCCCUGGUGCAGAGCUUCAGCAUGGAAAAGCUGAGAUCCUUGGCUCAAGGGGAGUGUCAGCAAGCCCUGAAGAGCCUGCAGGCCCACUACGAGGAUUUCCUGCAGGACAGCCGCGACUCAGAGCUGUUCUCCGUGUCGGACCGGCUGCGCCUGGAGGAGGAAGUGGAGUCUUCCAAGGAACACAUCCGGCAGCUGCUGGAGUCCAUGGAGAACGAGGACAAGGAUGAGACCGUUGCCAGGACGUACCUGUCCGAGCUGAAGAACAUCCGCCUGCGGCUGGAGGAGUGCGAGCAGCGGCUCGUGAGCCGCAUCCAGUCCCCGAGCAGCGCCCGGGCAGACGGUGACACCAUCCAGGAGAACGCCCUCCGUGUCGCAGAGCAGGAGCGCACGCAGGAGGAUCUGCAGCAGCUGCAGUCGGAGCUGCGGGUUGUGUCCGAGAGGUGCUACAGCUUCCUGGACAAAGCUCCUGCCGGGCCCAGCACGCCCCUCCUGCGUUCAGAGCUGGACUUGGUGGUGAACAAGAUGGAGCAGACACAUGGGCUGUCUUCCAUCUACCUGGAAAAGUUGAAGACGGUUGACAUCAUCAUCCGCAGCACCCAAGGAGCAGAAUCCCUGGUCAAAGGCUACGAGGUGAAGCUGAGCCAGGAGGAGGCUGUUCCUGCUGACCUGGCGGCCAUUCAGACCCACAGGACAACCUUGCAGCAGUGGCUGGGGGAGGUGAAGGACAAGGGCUCCGUGUUCUCCACGCUGGAGGAGGAGAUGGUGAAGGCGAAGGAGGUGGGGGAGCAGCUCUUCAGGCUGAGGCAGGAGCGCAGCAUCGACCUGGAGCGCUUCCAGGAGAAGGGGAGCCAGCUGUGGGAUCGCUGGCAGCGAGUCUGCGCCCAGAUCGAGACCCGCCACACGGAGCUGGAGAGCAUCCAGGAGGUGCUGAGCGAUUACCGGCAGUGCCACAGCGCCCUGAUCCAGUGGAUUGAGGAGAUCACAGCCCAGCAGGAGCUGAUGAAGCCUGGCCAGGCUGAGGACAGCCGGGUGCUGUCGGAGCAGCUCAGCCAGCAAACGGCUUUGGCUGCAGAAAUUGAGAAAAACCAAGCCAAGCUGGACCAGUGUCAGAAAUUCUCCCAGCAGUACUCGGCUGCCGUCAAGGACUAUGAGCUGCAGCUGAUGACCUACAGGGCCUUUGUGGAGUCGCAGCAGAAGUCGCCCAUGAAGCGCCGGCGGAUGCUCUCCUCCUCAGAUGCCAUCACCCAGGAGUUCAUGGAUUUGAGGACUCGCUACACAGCCCUGGUGACUCUGACCACCCAGCAUGUGAAGUACAUCAGCGACGCGCUGCGGCGGCUGGAGGAGGAGGAGAAAGUGGUGGAGGAGGAGAAGCAGGAGCACGUGGACAAGGUGAAGGAGCUCCUGGGCUGGGCCCUGGGCUUGAAGCAGAGUGUGCAGGGCAGGGCAGCUGCUGCUGGGAGCAGAGAGCUGGGAGACCUUGAGAAAUCCAUCUCAGAGCAGCAGGCCCUGAACGAGGAGCUGACUGCGAAGAAGGAGCAGGUGUCUGAGGCCAUCAAAACUUCCCAAAUCUUCCUGGCAAAACACAGCCACAAGCUUUCCCAACCAGAAAAGGACCAGAUUUCUGCUCAGAUUGGUGCUCUCAAGGAAACCUACCAGGCUCUCUGCAGCAACUCCACGGAGCAGCUCCAGCAGCUGCAGAGCCAGCUGGCUCAGGAGACAGAGCACAAGGGCAGCGGAGCCGUGGCAGGAGUGAUCGAUCUUGGCACAGUAGAAAUAUUCCCUGUCUUUGGUGCCAUGCAGAGAGGUCUUAUAGAUCAGGACACAGGCCUGGUCCUCCUGGAGGCCCAGGUGAUCUCCUCUGACUUAGUUGUCCCAGAGACCAGUGAGAAACUCUCCUUGGAGAAAGCUCUGGCAAGAAACAUCAUUGAUCUCAGGGCAUUCCAGGUGCUGCAGGAAUUGAAGGAUGCUCUCCAGCAGGUGAAAGAAGUCAGAUGUGAAGGGAGGCAGCUCCUCCCCGUCGUUGCUGCCAUAGAAGAGGGGAGGAUCAGUGAGAGCAUUGGGCUGAAGAUUCUUGAGGUUGAGCUCAUCACUGGGGGCUUUAAAUUCCAGCAGGGCAGAAUCAGCAUGGAGACAGCAGUGCAAGAAAGUCUCCUUCCCCCCCAACUUCACUCCAGGCUCCUGUCUCACCUGGAAGGUGGCAAGGACUUGAUUGACCCCAACACUGCUGAGAAGAUCAGUCUGCCUGAGCUCCUGGACAGGUGCAUCAUCCACCAAGAGACCGGGCUGAGGCUGCUCCCAGUCAGGCAGCUGGCAGGUGGGAUGGUGAGCUUGAGGUCAGGCAGGGAGGUCAGCAUCUUCCGUGCAGUCCAGGAGGGGCUGAUAGACAGGCAGGUGACCGUCAGGUUGCUGGAAGCUCACCUUUUUGCUGGUGGCAUUGUUGACCCCAGGACAGGACACAGGCUGACCUUGGGGGAGGCUGUCAGGCAUAAUUUGGUUGACCAGGAUUUGGCCUGCACGCUUCUGCUCCGGCAGCUCCAGACGGGUGGGAUCGUGGACACCACCACGGGGGAGAGGCUGACCAUGGAUGAAGCCCUCAGGAAGGGUUUGGUAGCUCCAAAGAUGGCACUGCUGGUCCUGGAAUCCCUGUGGUCCUUCAUGGGGCUGCUGUGGCCAGAGACAGGGGAGAUCAUCCCUGUUGCAGACGCUUUGGAGCAGGGGAUCCUCUCCCCGGAGCUGAUUGAGGAGGCUCUCAGCAAGAGGCAGCUCCUUCAGGCUGUUUUUAUCCCAGGAAACACAGAGGUGGUGUCCUGGCAGAAGGCAGUGGAGCAGGGCAUCCUGGAGAGAGAGGUGGUGAAGAAGCUGGAAUCAACAGCCAUGCCUGAUGUCCUGGCCAGCGUGCAGCUCCCUGGAUCUCCAAGCAGGAGCUCCCCUGGAAGGAGCCCCACAGGUCAGGAGGAGCCUGUGCUAGGGGGUGAUGAUGAAAGGCUGAUGUUCCACUUGAUGACCCACAGCUACAUCAACAUCCACGAUGGCCACAAGGUGCUGUUAGUGGAUGCAGAGUUGAACAAUGUCACUAAAGCUCUCAUCCAAAGCCAAGAAAACGGAUCCCGUGCACAGGUGUUGGAAGGCUUUGAGGAGACAGAGGCAGCUCUUGAAAGUGAACCUUGCAAUGGUUUGGCUUUGCAGCAGCUUCAGCUUCAAUUUGCUCCUUCAAAAGAUGAAAGUGAUAAGAUCCUACCACCCAGAGCUGCUUUGGAGAAUGGGGAGGUGGUGGUGGGACCUGAAAGUCUCCCCUUGGAGGAUGCAGAGGAUUUCCUGCAUGUGGAAGAGCAGGAGCAGAUUUCCACUGAACUGGAGACCAUGAGGAGUGAAACUGAUGCUGAAUUUGGAAAAGAACAGGUCACUUUUACAACCAAGGAUAAACAUGAGGUAAAAUUAUUGAUGCCAGAGCCUCCCAGUGACCUGGGUAGUGGAUUAAUCAGAGAAACAGAGGAAAUGAUGAUUGAGGCAGAAGAAGAGUCCAAGCCUCCUGCAGCAGAUGGAGUGGAAGGUCCUGAAUAUCAGAAGAGGGCAUUGGAAAGUGGGGCAGUGGUUGUGAAAAGUGAAAUCUGCAUAAAAAUGGGUGCUCCAGAAAGUAGAGACAGACUGAAAAUCGUGGCAGAGAGGUCUCAGGGUGUGAGGGAACCUGAAGGAGAGGCAGAAGAUGUGAGAGAGGUUCAUUUGCUAAAGGAGGGAGCAGUUGAAAAUGGUUUGCUGGGAGGAGAGGAGGUUGAGCUCCCUGCACGUGGGGAGGCAGCACCAGCAGAGACACAAAGCAAGGACGUGGAAACUGUGUUGAAAGUGGAAGAAGGAGAGCAGGAAGAAGUGUUGGGUGAUGAGGACAUGGAGGAACAUGAGGAACCAUCCCUGCCAGCCCCUGAGGAAGCAGAGGACACUUUGGAAAAGCUCCUGAUGCAGCUCCAAAAGGGUGGCAUCACCCACGAGCAGACAGGCAGGACCCUGCUGCUGGACGAGGCAGUGGCCUCUGGGGUGGUGUCUGGCCACACAGCUGUGAAACUCAUGGAGAGGAUGAAGAUGUUCAGUGGCUUCUUUGACUCUCAGGUGUGUGAGCCCUUGACCACUGAGGACGUGAUUGAAGAAGGUCUGAUGGAUGAGAAGCUGCUCCAGAAGGUCCUCACGUCUGACAGAGCCAUAAGUGGUGUCCUUGACCCAGGCAACAACUUUGUCUACUCCAUCAAGGAUGCUGCUGCUGUUGGCCUUCUGGACAAGGAGACAGCGAUGAGGAUCUUGGAAGGGCAGGUGGUUACAGGGGGGAUUGUUGACUUGAAACGUGGCAAAAAAGUGUCAGUGACUUUGGCUUCAAACCUGGGCCUCAUAGAGCCAACCAGUCAGACAGAGCUGGUGAAGCUGGAGAAGGCUUCCAAGGGGAAAGGCACUGAUGAGGUCACCAGGCAGAAACUCAUUAAUUUACAGGCUGAGACCAGUGGGAUUGUGGAUCCUGAAAGCAAACGGCCUCUGACUGUGGCAGAGUCUGUUGAAAAGGGGCUCCUGGAGAAGGAAAAAGCUUUUCAGCUCUUGACCAAGCAGGUUGCUGAGGGAGGAAUCAUCCAUCACGUGUCCGGGAUGAGGCUUUCAGUGGACAACGCCAUGAAACACGGUUUGAUCAAUCCAGAUCUGUGCAAGGAGCUCAGGAAAGCUGAAAGUGUGGUCCUGCAGGACUUUGUCCAUCCAGCCACAAAGGAGAAGCUGACCUUGCCCCAGGCAGUGUCGCUGGGGCUCGUUAGCCCAGAAUUCCAGAGGAAAGUGCAGGAAAUCCAGGCUGAGAGCGGAACCGUUCUCGAUCCAGCUUCUGGCCAGCGACUGGCACUGAGCCAGGCAGUGCAGGAGGGCUUGGUGCCCCAGCAGGUGGUGCAGAAAGUCCUGUCAUCUUCAGAAAUGACAGAAGGAAUUGUAGACCCCGAGACCUGCAAGAUUGUUCCCUACUCAGAGUUCCUGAAGAAGUGUAAAAUCGAUAUUGAAUCCGGCCAGAGGUACCUGGAGGUCCAUCCCUUCCAGGCAGUCAGGGAUGAGGUGACAGGGGCCAAGCUGCCAUGUGCUGAGGCAGUGAGGCUGGGGAAGGUGGACCCCCUGCCCACCCUGAGGCUGCUGCAGGCACAGGCAGACUCUGGAGGGGUGGUGGAGGGCACUGUCAGCCAGAGGCUGUCCCUGAGGGCAGCUGUGGAGCAGGGGAUGCUGGAUGAGGCCAUGGCCAAAGUCAUCGCCACCAACCAGAUCAGGGCUGGGGGAAUUGUUGAUGCCCCUGGUGGGAAAAGAUUGACUGUGAAGGAAGCUGUUGGAAAAGGACUGAUUAGCCAAAAAUUAGCUGCUGGUCUUCGGGAUGUGCAAAUAUCCGAAGAGAAAGUUGGUUCUGAGGUCUUCAAAGUAGAAAAAGUGCAACUUUUGCGGGAAAAAAUGGAAAAACUAUCUCCAAAAGAGGGUGUCAUCCUCCCUGCCAGAUCUGCCAGGUCUGAUGGUGCUGAGCCCAAAGCUCAAGCUGAAGCUGUUGACACAGCUCAGAGUGCAGCUGCUGCCGCUGAGAAAUCCCCCAAAGCACGGACUGAAAGGAAAUUAAAACCCCAGGAAGCUUCAGAGGGUGCUGUCCAUCCCCAAGAGGAACAUCAUCAUCAUCAUCACCCCCAGGCAAAGGCUGAGGUGACCCCAGAGCACCCCUCAGUGCUGGGGACAGUGUCUCUCCCUGAAGAGGCAGUGGUGGCAGGGGCUGUGGAAAAAGGGAUCCCAAAAGGCAGCUCCCAGGUGAGAGCAGCCCAGGGCAGGGAAACGAGGGAAGAAGUGGAUGGAGGGACAGAGAAAAUAGAGAGACUGGGCUUGGAGAAGGAGCAGCUGUUCUUGGGCACAGAGGUGCUUUACAAGGAGGAGGAUGCUGAGGAGAGGAGGAGGAGGAGAGAGUCUGUAAGUGCAGAGGGAGUUGUGGCAGGUGGAGAAGGUGCAGUGGUGACUUCUGGGCAAGGAGAGAGAGUGACCAGAGUGGUCCAGGAGACACCAGCAGCCCCGAGGGAAUCUGUCAGUGUGGGCCCAGGGAAGGGAGGGAUGGGAGAGCCCCCUGAGGUUGGAGUUCCUGUGGGAGAUGAGCUUGCAGGGGAAAAAGCUGUGAAACACACAGAAAGAGAAACCUCUGGCACAGAAGGUGCCAUUGAUCAGGAAAAAACAAGUGAAACUGAGCUGAAACCUACCCAGAAAAAGAAAAGCAAGAAAAAGAAAGCAAAGCAGGGCAGCAUUCCAGGAGACAGCGCUCAGCCAGAGAAACCUGCAGAGAAGCAGCUCCUUCCUUCUCUGGUUUCCCAUGAAAUUCCAAGGAAAAAGGGUGAGGAGGAGCACUUUGUCUCCAGGGAGCCAAAACAUGAAUCCAGCACUGAGGCUGCUGCUGGGCUGGCACAAGACACAGCCAAGCACAAGGGUGGAAGAGGAAAGAAAACAAUUCCUGGGAAGGACAGAGAAACCUCCAGAGAGGAUCAGGUGUUCCCUGUGCCCCCCAAGCACGGGGAAGCUCGAGAGGUGGUGAAAGCUGGGACCAAGGAUGGUCAGGAUUCCUUGGUGGCCCUGAGUCUGGAGGAAAGGAUGGCUCAGGAAGACAUCAGGGUGGAAACCACCCAGGAUGUGCCCAGCACAGCCCCCGUGGCACAGGAGCUGCCCCUUGACUUAAUUAUCAGAGAGGAACCCGCAGAAAUUCAGGAAACCUCCGCAGAACUUGGAGAGGAGAAGCAGCAUGAGCAAAGAGCUGAGCUCAGAGCAGAGCAAGGAGGUGCCCCUGCUCCCCCAAAAUGCCAAGAAGAACCCCCCCAGGAGAGGAGCAAGCAGCCAGGUCCAGGUGAUCGGGGUUUGCUCUUACCUGUGAUCGUGGAGGGGGAGCUGCUGGAGACCUCGAGGGAGUCCACGAGGCCAGCCCAGAUCAAGUUCAGCAAGAAGAUGUGUCUGGAGCAUGACCAGAGGCUGAUUUCUUAUCUCUCCAUGCUCCGAGACAUCGAGAUGAGAAUCAAACGCGUGCAGCCAGCAGAGCAGAAUUUGGCAGCCCUGCAGGACCUGAGGCAGCAAGCAGAGGCUCUGGGCUCUGAGCUGCAGGAGCUGAGCUUCCCAGUGAAUCAGGAGCUGGAUGCUGUGCAGAGGAUUGUGGCCAACCCUCCUGAAGAAGUCCCUGAGCAGUUACUGAAGGCUUUGGAGAAGGAUGCCAAGAACCUCCAGAAGUCUCUGAGCUCUGCGAGUGAAGUCCUGCAGUCCCGGCUGCAAAACCUUCGUGGGGCGGCAGAAGCCGAAAAGGCUAAAAUCCUGGCCCAUCACGAGACUCUUGAGGGCAAGCUGCAGGAGCUGCUGAGCUGGGUGUCUGGCACCACGGAGUCUCUGGAUGACAGCGAUUUCCAGCAGGCCAGCGAUGCCAGCAGCUUGAGUCGCUGCCUGCAGCACUACAAGGAGCUGAAGGAGCCCCUUGCUGACACCAAGGCUGAGCUGGACGCCACUGCCUUUGACAUCCAGUUCCUCAUCUCGGAGCACGCCCAGGAUUUAACCCCCCAGCAGAGCAGGCAGCUGCUGAGGCUGCUCAAUGAGCUGCAGAAAGCCUUCAGGGACCUGUCAGAGCGUGUGACAGCGCGGGUGGAGGUGCUGCAGCUCUGUCUCCAGCAAGUGGAGCAGACGGAGCAGGUGAAGACGCUGCAGGAGCAGCAGGCAGCCCGGGCACAGAGCCUGGCUGAGCUGAGCCGCUGGCUGGGCCAGGCAGAGAACACCCUGGCAGAGCAGCAGAGAGCAGAAGGGGACCUGUCUGCCUUGCAGCAGAGGCAAAGCGACGUAAAGGAGCUGCAGAGGAGCAUGCACAGCAGAGCCGCCUCCUUUGCUGGUGUCCUGAAGAGCACAGAGCAGUUUUUGGAGGAGAACAAGGCCAAGCUGGAGCCUGGGGAGCUGGCAGCACUGCAGCAGGACCUGCAGCGUGCCAAGGAGCAGUACCAGUCCCUGCAGGAGAGGACAGAGGUGGCCCAGAAGGAGCUGGAGAGUGCUGUGAGUGCUGCAGUGCAGCAGCAGACUGAGAAGGUGAAAGCUGCCAAAGAGCUGGAGGAGAACAGCAAUAAGAUCGAUUCCCUUUUGAGCUGGGUGGCAUCGCUGGAGCAGAAGGGAGGGCUCCCAGAGUACAGACCCCACCCUGUCCAUCAAGGCACAGGGACACAAGCAGGAAAAAGCACUGGGGAUGUCCCUGAUGGCCACACUGUGGGAGCAGACAGUGCUGCUGAGAGCCUGGACGAGCAGUACGAGAGGCUGAAGGCGCAGCACCAGGAGCUGCUGUCCCAGCAGCAGGACAUCAUCCUGGCCACGCAGGCAGCCCAGGCUUUCCUGGACAAGCAGGGGCCCAGCCUGGCUGGGGAGGAGAGGGAGCGGCUGCAGGAGCAGCUGGCGGAGCUGCGGGAGCGGUACCCGGCGGCGCUGGCGCGCGCGGAGGCGCGGCUGAAACGGGCGCAGCUCCUGCGGGAGGAGCUCCAGAAGUUCCUGAAGGACCACGGAGAGUUCCAGGCCUGGCUGGAGCAGGCAGAGCAAGACCUGCAGGGGAUGUACAAAGGGGACGGUGACCCUGCCUCCCUCCGGCAGCUGCUGCGGCGGCAGGGCAGCUUCUCGGAGGAUGUGAUCUCCCACAAGGGUGAUCUGCGCUUCGUCACCAUGUCGGGGGAGAAGUUUCUGGAUGGGGAUGCUGGGGAUGCUGAAUCCCAGCUGUUGAUGUCCAGGAGUGUGGUCAAGAGCAAGCUGGAGGAUGCCACGCAGAGGUACACCACGCUGCACUCCAAGUGCUCCAAGCUGGGCUCCCACCUGAACACCUUGCUGGAUCACUACCAGCAGUUCCAGGAGGUGGCAGAGUCUCUCAGGACGUGGCUGCAGGAGAGUGAAGCUGCCCUGGGGAAGCUGCUCUCAGAGACGGUUUCCUCAGAUGUGGCCAUGCUGCAGAAGCAGCUCACCAGCACCAAGCAACUGCAGGGAGACCUGGCUGAGCACCAGGUGCCAGUGGAGAAGCUCCAGAAAGCAGCUCGGACCCUGCUGGACAUCCAAGGGGAGCCAGCCCCAGACCACGGCCACAUUCAGGAAACAACAGCUGCCAUCGUGAGCCGCUUCCAGAGCCUCUCCCAGCAGAUGUCGGAGCGCUCGGACCUGCUGCAGAAAUCCAUUGCUCAGUCCCAGAGCGUCCAGGAGAGCCUGGAGAGCCUCCUCCAGUCCGUGGCUGAGAUUGAGAAGAGCCUGGAGAAGGACCAGCCAGCCAUGCUCUCCUCUGCCUCCAUCCAGGACUCGCUUGCCACGAGUGUGAAGCUGAAGCAGGACAUUGCCAGGCAGAGGAGCUGCCUGGAAGCCACCCGGGAGAUGGUGACACGCUUCACCGAGGCGGCCGACAGCCCCGCCGCCUCUGCCCUGCAGGACAAGCUGGCCCAGGUGACAGAGCACUUCGGGAGGCUGUGCCAGCAGCAGCAGGAGAGGGAGGACGCCCUCAAGGGCCUCCUGCCCAAGGUGGAGCAGUACGAGCAGCUGUGGGAGAAGCUGCAGCAGUUCACGGAGAGCAGGACGCGGAUGCUGGCGUCCGGGAAUCAGCCGGACCGCGACAUCGCUCGCUUCUCCCAGCACGUCCAGGAGCUGAACUCGGAGAUGAGGCAGCACCAGGAGGACCUGGCCACCCUGGAGCACCUGGCUGAGGAGCUGAGCUCCUGUGGCUUCACCCCCAGCUCCUCCCAGCAGCAGGAGAAGCUGCAGAGCCUGAAGAAAGACUUCCUGCAGCUACAAAAGGUGGCAAAGGACAGAGAAAAGGAUGCAUCAUCCUGCCAGGAGCAGCUGGACGAGUUUCGGAAUCUGGUUGGUGCCAUGAGGAAGUGGCUGAGGGAGAGUGAAGGCAAAAUUCCACCUGCUGAGACCUCCCUGGGCACCCAGGAGCUGCAGCAGCACAGGCAGCAGAUCCAGGAUCUCCUGGAGGAAUGGAAAGGGAAGGGGCCCCAGGUGGAGGAGAUUGGCCGCAGAGGGACCCUCCUGGAGAACCUGAUCGUGGAGAUUACGGCCCCCAACACCCCGCCCAAGGCAGGUGCCACUCUGCCCACUCCAGGAGGCUCGGGAGGCAGCGUGAACGGAUACCACACCUGCAAAGAUCUGACGGAGAUCCAGUGCGACGUGUCGGACGUGAGCCGGCGGUACCAGGCGCUGGGUGCAGCGCUGCAGGAGCGCCUGCAGCAGCUCUCAGCCAUGCUGGACAGGAUGCAGGAGGUGCAGGAGGAGGCCAGCUCCAUGCUCAAGUGGCUGGAGUCCAAGGAAAGGGUGCUGUCCGAGCUGGAUGCCUCCUCCUCGCCCACCAAGACGGAGACGAUGAGAGCCCAGGCUGAGCACAACAAGGCAUUUCUGGCUGAAUUGGAACAGAAUUCUGGGAAGAUCCAGAAGGUAAAGGAAGCACUUUCUGGCUUGCUGGAGAAAUAUCCAGAUUCCCCAGAAGCAGCGAACUGGAAGAAGAUGCAGGAAGACCUGAACUGCAGGUGGGAGAGGGCCAGCCAGGCCACGGCCGCGCGGCAGCAGAAGCUGGAGGAGUCGGCGACCCAGCUGGCCACGUUCCAGGCCACCGAGGCCCAGCUGAGGCCCUGGCUGAUGGAGAAGGAGCUGAUGAUGAGCGUGCUGGGCCCCCUGUCCAUCGACCCCAACAUGCUGAACGCUCAGAAGCAGCAGGUGCAGUUUAUGCUGAAGGAAUUCGAAGCUCGCCGACAGCAGCACGAGCAGCUCAACCAGGCAGCUCAGAGCAUCCUGACUGGCCCUGGAGAUGUUUCCCCAUCCACCAGCCAGGUGCAGGAGGAGCUCCAAGGGGUCAACCAGAAAUGGUCCGAGCUCACCGAGCGCCUCAACUCCCGCUCCAGCCAGAUUGACCAAGCCAUAGUAAAGAGCACCCAGUACCAGGAGCUUCUCCAGGGCCUCUCGGAGAAGGUGAAGGCUGUUGGGCAGCGCCUGAGCAGCCAGUCUGCCAUCAGCACCCAGCCUGAUGCUGUCAAACAGCAGCUGGAGGAGACCAGCGAGAUCCGCUCGGACCUGGAGCAGCUGGAGGAGGAGAUCUCAGAGGCUCAGACCCUCUGUGAUGACCUCUCCAUCCUGAUUGGGGAGCAGUACCUCAAAGAUGAGUUGAGGAAACGUCUGGAGACGGUGGCACUUCCCCUCAAAGGCCUGGAAGAUCUGGCAGCCGACCGGAUGAACCGGCUGCAGACUGCGCUCGCGAGCUCCCAGCAGUUCCAGCACAUGUUUGAUGAACUCAGGACCUGGCUGGAUGACAAAAGGUGCCAGCAAGCCCAGAGCCAACCCAUCUCUGCUAAGCUGGAGAGGCUGCAGAGCCAAAUCCAGGAGCAAGAAGAGUUCCAGAAGAGCCUCAACCAACACAGCGGCUCCUACGAGAUGAUUGUGGCCGAGGGAGAAUCUUUGCUGCUUUCAGUCCAGCCUGGGGAGGAGAAGACCACUCUGCAGAACCAGCUGGUGAGCCUGAAAACACACUGGGAGGAGCUCAGCAAGCAGGCUGCUGACAGGCACUCCAAGCUCAAGGACUGCUUGCAGAAAGCUCAGAAGUACCAGCGGCACGCGGACGACCUCCUGCCCUGGGUGGAGGACUGCAAGGCGAGGAUGGCAGAGCUGGAGGUAACCCUGGAUCCAGUGCAGCUGGAGGCCACUCUUCUGAGGUCCAAGGCCAUGCUGAGUGACGUGGAGAAGCGCCGGUCCCUGCUGGAGAUGCUCAACAGUGCUGCUGACAUCCUGACUGACGCUUCCCAGACAGACGAGGAUGACAUCCGGGAUGAGAAGGCCAGCAUCAACCAGAAGAUGGAUGCCAUCACAGAAGAGCUGCAAACCAAGACUGGCUCCAUUGAAGAAAUGUCCCAGAGGCUCAAGGAGUUCCAGGAGAGCUUCAAGACCAUCGAGAAGAAGCUGGAAGGAGCGAAGCACCAGCUGGAGAUCUACGAUGCCCUGGGGCCACAAGCCUGCAGCAACAAGAAUUUGGAGAAGCUCAGGGCACAGCAGGAGGUGCUGCAGGCCCUGGAGCCACAGGUGGAUUAUCUGAAAAACCUCACUCAAGGUCUGGUAGAAGAUGCUCCAGAUGGAUCUGACUGCUCCCAGCUCCUCAGCCAAGCUGAGGUGGCUCAGCAGGACUUCAAGGCCGUGAAGCAGAAAGUCAGCGACUGCUGCGCUCUCAUGGAGAACAAGCUGGAAGGGAUCGGCCAGUUCAACAGCAGGGUCAGGGAGAUGUUCUCCCAGCUGGCAGACCUGGAUGAUGAGCUGGACAGCAUGGGCCCCAUCGGGAGAGACUCUGACAGCCUGCAGUCCCAGGCCGAGGACGUCCGCGCCUUCCUGGGCAAGCUGCACCGGCUGAAAUGCGACAUCGAAUCCUCGGAGAGCGAGUGCAAGAAAAUGCUGGAGGACGAGGGCAGCCCCGACCUGCUGGGGCUGAGGAGGGAGCUGGAGACGCUGAGCAAGCAGUGCAGCAAGCUGACAGAGAGGGGCAGGAACCGGCAGGAGCAGGUGGAGACCACGCUGUCCCGCGUCGAGGACUUCUACAGCCGCCUGAAGGAGCUGAGCCACAUGACCACGGCGGCCGAGGAGAACGAAGCCUUGCAGUGGGUGGUGGGGACAGAGGUGGAAACCAUCAACCAGCAGCUGGCAGACUUCAAGCAAUUCCAGAAGGAGCAAGUGGAUCCCCUCCAGCUGAAGCUGCAGCAAGUCAAUGGAGUUGGUCAGGGACUCAUCCAAAGUGCCGGGAAAAACUGUGAUGUCCAAGGGCUGGAGCAUGACAUGGAAGAAAUCAACACCCGCUGGAACACCCUCAACAAGAAGGUGGCCCAGCGAGUGGCCCAGCUGCAGGAGGCCCUGUUGCACUGCGGGAAGUUCCAGGAUGCCCUGGAGCCACUGCUGAGCUGGCUGGCAGACACUGAGGAGCUCAUCUCCAACCAGAAACCUCCCUCUGCUGAGUACAAGGUGGUGAAAGCCCAGAUCCAAGAGCAGAAGCUGCUCCAGCGCCUCCUGGACGACCGCAAAGCCACGGUGGAGAUGAUCCAGGCGGAGGGCGACCGGAUCGCGCAGGCGGCCGAGCCCGCGGACCGCGACAAGAUCGUGGGGCAGCUGGAGAGCCUGGCACGGCACUGGGAAGGGCUGCUGGGCAGGGCAGCUGCCAGGCAGAAGCAGCUGGAGGAUAUCUUGGUGCUGGCAAAGCAGUUCCAUGAAACCACGGAGCCCGUGUCCGACUGGCUGUCGGUGACAGAGAAGAAACUGGCCAACUCUGAGCCCAUUGGCACCCAGACUGCCAAAAUCCAGCAGCAGAUCAGCCGCCACAAGGCUCUCGAGGAAGAGAUAGAGAGCCACUCCACCGACGUGUCUCGGGCUCUGGGGGUCGGGCAGUCGCUGUCCUCCCUGAGCUGUGCUGCUGAGCAGAGGCUGCUGGCAGAGAAAUUAGAGGCUCUGCAGAGCCGCUACGGCGAGGUCCGCGAGCGGUGCGGCCGCAAGGCAGCACUGCUGGACCAGGCUCUGGCCAACGCCAGGAUUUUUGGGGAGGAGGAGGUGGAAGUGCUCAACUGGCUGGCUGAGGUGGAGGACAAGCUGGGCUCAGUGUCCGUAAAGGAUUACAAACGGGACGUCCUGCAGAAGCAGCAUGCCGACCAGCUGGCUCUGAAUGAGGAAAUUGUGAACAGGAAGAAGAAUGUGGACCAAGCCAUUAGAAAUGGACAAGCUCUCCUGAAGCAAACCACAGGGGAGGAGGUGCUGCUGAUCCAGGAGAAGCUGGAUGGGAUCAAGACCCGCUACUCCGACAUCACCGCCGCCAGCUCCAAGGCCCUGCGCACGCUGGAGCAGGCCAGGCAGCUGGCCACCAAAUUCCAGUCCACCCACGAGGAGCUCACCGGGUGGAUGAGCAAGGUGGAGGAGGAGCUGGCUUCCAGCGGGGCACAAUCCCCUGCUGGAGAGCAGAUCCCCCAGUUCCAGCAGCGGCAAAAGGAGCUGAAGAAGGAGGUGAUGGAGCACAGGCUCGUCCUGGACACGGUGAACGAGGUGAGCAGGGCUCUGCUGGAGCUGGUUCCCUGGAGAGCCCGGGAGGGGCUGGACAAGCUGGUGUCGGACACCAACGAGCGCUACAAGCUGGUCAGUGACACCAUCAAGCAGAGGGUGGAGGAGAUCGAUGCUGCUAUCCAGAGGUCUCAGCAGUAUGAGCAGGCAGCUGAUGCAGAGCUGGCCUGGGUGGCUGAGACCAAGAGGAAGCUGAUGGCUCUGGGUCCCAUCCGCCUGGAGCAGGACCAGACAACGGCUCAGCUGCAGGUGCAGAAGGCGUUUUCCAUCGACAUCAUCCGGCACAAAGACUCCAUGGAUGAGCUCUUCAGCCAGCGCAGCGAGAUCUUUGGCACCUGUGGUGAGGAACAAAAAGCUGUUCUCCAGGAGAAAACCGAGUCCCUGGUGCAGCAGUAUGAGGCUGUGAGCCAGCUCAACUCGGAGCGCUACGCCCGCUUGGAGCGUGCCCAGGUCCUGGUCAACCAGUUUUGGGAGACCUACGAGGAGCUGAACCCAUGGAUUGAGGAGACCCAAGCCCUCAUCUCCCAGCUGCCACCCCCAGCCAUCGACCACGAGCAGCUCAAGCAGCAGCAGGAUGACAUGAGGCAACUGAGAGAGUCCAUCGCUGAACACAAACCUCACAUCGACAAGCUGCUGAAAAUCGGGCCUCAGCUCAAGGACCUCAACCCUGAGGAAGGGGAGAUGGUGCAGGAAAAAUACUCCAGGGCUGAGGCUUUGUAUGCCAAAAUCAAGGAGGAGGUUUGCCAGCGGGCCCUGGCGCUGGAUGAGGCAUUCUCACAGUCCACCCAGAUUUCGGAGUUCCACGACAAGAUCGAGCCCAUGCUGGAGACCCUGGAGAGCCUCUCCUCCCGCCUGCGGCUGCCGCCCCUGAUCCCCGCCGAGGUCGACAAGAUCCGGGAGUGCAUCAGCGAGAACAAAAACUCCACGGUGGAGCUGGAGAAGCUGCAGCCCUCCUUCGAGGCCCUCAAACGCCGUGGGGAGGAGCUCAUCGCCCGCUCCCAGGGAGCUGAUAAGGACCUGGCAGCCAAAGUCAUCCAGGACAAGUUGGAUCAGAUGGUUUUCUUCUGGGAAGACAUCAAAGCCCGGACCGAGGAACGGGAGAUGAAGUUCCUUGAUGUCCUGGAGCUUGCAGAGAAGUUCUGGUACGACAUGGCAGCGCUCCUGACAACCAUCAAGGACACCCAGGACAUUGUCCACGACCUGGAGAGCCCGGGCAUUGACCCCUCCAUCAUCAAGCAGCAGGUGGAAGCAGCAGAGACUAUCAAGGAGGAGACAGAUGGGUUGCACGAAGAGCUGGAGUUCAUCCGCCUCCUCGGGACUGAUCUGAUCUUUGCCUGUGGUGAGACUGAGAAGCCAGAAGUGAAAAAGAGCAUUGAUGAGAUGAACAACGCGUGGGAAAACCUAAACAAAACAUGGAAGGAGAGGCUGGAGAAGCUGGAGGAAGCCAUGCAGUCAGCUGUGCAGUACCAAGAUACACUCCAAGCCAUGUUUGACUGGCUGGACAACGCUGUGAUCAAACUGUGCAACAUGUCCCCUGUGGGCACCGACCUCAGCACGGUCAAGGAGCAGAUGAACGAGAUGAAGGAGUUUAAAAUGGAGGUUUACCAGCAGCAGAUUGAGAUGGAAAAGCUUAAUCACCAAGGUGAACUGAUGCUAAAAAAGGCUACGGAUGAGACAGACAGAGACAUCAUCAAGGAGCCACUGACUGAGCUCAAACAUCUCUGGGAGAACUUGGGCGAGAAAAUUGCUCACAGACAGCACAAGCUGGAAGCCGCCCUGCUGGCACUGGGCCAGUUCCAGCACGCCCUGGCCGAGCUGAUGGCCUGGCUGACCCACACUGAGGAGCUGCUGGAUGCCCAAAAACCCAUCAAUGGGGACCCAAAAGUCAUCGAGGUCGAACUUGCAAAGCACCAUGUGCUGAAGAACGAUGUCCUGGCCCACCAAGCAACUGUGGAGACAGUGAACAAAGCAGGGAACGAGCUGCUGGAGUCAAGUGCAGGGGACGACGCCAGCAGCCUGCGGAACCGCCUGGAGAAGCUGAAUUCCUGCUGGGAAUCAGUGCUGCAGAAAACAGAGGAGAGGGAGCAGCAGCUGCAGUCCACGCUCCAGCAGGCUCAGGGUUUCCAUGGUGAGAUUGAAGACUUCCUCCUGUGGCUAACGAGGAUGGAGAGCCAAUUGUCAGCAUCAAAACCCACAGGAGGUCUGCCAGAAACUGCCCGGGAACAGCUCAAUGCCCACAUGGAGCUGUACAGCCAGCUCAAAGCCAAGGAGGAUGUCUACAGCCAGCUGCUGGCCAAGGGGAGGCUGAUGCUGCUCAACCGCGACGACUCCGGCUCCAGCUCGAAGACAGAGCAGAGCGUGGCCCUGCUGGAGCAGAAAUGGUGUCUGGUCAGCACCAAGAUGGAGGAGAGAAAGGCAAAGCUGGAGGAGGCAUUGGCCCUGGCCACAGACUUCCAGAACUCCCUCCAGGAUUUCAUCAACUGGCUGACCCUGGCUGAGCAGAGCCUGAACAUUGCACCACCCCCCAGCCUCAUCCUCGCCGCCGUGCUGGCCCAGAUCGAUGAGCACAAGGUGUUCGCCAACGAGGUGAACGCGCACCGGGAUCGCAUCAUCGAGCUGGAUCAGACUGGGAACCAGCUGAAGUUCCUCAGCCAGAAGCAGGACGUGGUGCUGAUCAAGAACCUGCUGGUCAGCGUCCAGUCCCGCUGGGAGAAGGUGGUGCAGCGCUCAGUGGAGCGGGGACGGGCUCUGGAUGAUGCCAGGAAGAGAGCCAAGCAGUUCCACGAAGCCUGGAAGAAGCUGAUUGAUUGGCUGGAGGAUGCAGAGAAUCACCUGGACUCAGAGCUGGAGAUCUCCAAUGAUCCUGACAAAAUCAAGCUCCAGCUCUCCAAACACAAGGAGUUCCAGAAGACUCUGGGUGGGAAACAGCCUGUGUAUGACACCACCAUCAGGACAGGCAGAGCCCUCAAAGAAAAAGCCUUGCUUCCAGAUGACACUCAAAAGCUGGACAAUUUGCUGGGAGAAGUCCGGGAUAAGUGGGACACCGUGUGUGGAAAAUCCGUGGAAAGGCAGCACAAGCUGGAGGAGGCCCUUCUGUUCUCUGGGCAGUUCAUGGAUGCGCUGCAGGCUCUGGUGGACUGGCUCUACAAGGUGGAACCCCAGUUAGCUGAGGACCAGCCUGUCCACGGCGACCUGGAUCUGGUCAUGAACCUGAUGGAUGCUCACAAGGUGUUCCAGAAGGAGCUGGGGAAGCGCACGGGGACGGUGCAGGUGCUGAAGCGCUCGGGCCGGGAGCUCAUCGACAACAGCCGGGACGACACCACCUGGGUGAAGGUGCAGCUGCAGGAGCUGAGCAACCGCUGGGACACGGUGUGCAAGCUGUCUGUGUCCAAGCAAACCCGCCUGGAACAGGCCCUCAAGCAGGCUGAGGAGUUCAGGACAGCCGUGCACAUGCUGCUGGAGUGGCUCUCGGAAGCAGAGCAGUCCCUGCGUUUUCGGGGAGCGCUGCCCGACGACGCCGAGGCCCUGCAGGCCCUCAUCGAUGCCCACAAGGAGUUCAUGAAGAAGGUGGAGGAGAAGAGGGUGGACGUGAAUGCGGCCGUGGGGAUGGGCGAGGUCAUCCUGGGCGCCUGCCACCCCGACUGCAUCACCACCAUCAAGCACUGGAUCACCAUCAUCCGAGCCAGGUUCGAGGAGGUUCUGACGUGGGCAAAGCAGCACCAGCAGAGGCUGGAGUCAGCCCUUUCCGAGCUGGUGGCCAAUGCAGAGCUUCUGGAGGAGCUCCUGGCGUGGAUCCAGUGGGCUGAGACCACCCUGAUCCAGCGGGACCAGGACCCCAUGCCCCAGAAUAUUGAUCAGGUCAAAGCGCUCAUCUCCGAGCACCAGUCCUUUAUGGAGGAGAUGACACGGAAACAGCCGGACGUGGACCGAGUGACGAAAACUUACAAAAGGAAAGCAACUGAGCCUCCCCACGGGCCCUUCAUCGACAAAUCCCGCAGCAACAGGAAAUGCCUGGGGCAGGCUGCUCCCCCCAGCAUGCCCAUUAUCUCCCAGUCAGAAACGAAGAAUCCCAGGAUAAACCAGCUCUCAGCACGCUGGCAGCAGGUCUGGCUGCUGGCCCUGGAGAGGCAGAGGAAGCUCAACGAUGCCCUGGACAGGCUGGAGGAGUUGAAGGAGUUUGCAAACUUCGACUUCGACGUCUGGAGGAAGAAGUACAUGCGCUGGAUGAACCACAAGAAAUCCCGGGUGAUGGAUUUCUUCCGGCGCAUCGACAAGGACCAGGACGGGAAAAUCACGCGGCAGGAAUUCAUCGACGGCAUCCUGGCUUCCAAAUUCCCCACCACCAAGCUGGAGAUGACGGCGGUGGCCGAUAUCUUUGACCGCGACGGUGACGGCUACAUCGACUACUACGAGUUUGUGGCUGCCCUCCAUCCCAACAAGGAUGCCUACAGACCCACCACUGAUGCUGACAAGAUCGAGGACGAGGUCACCAGGCAAGUGGCCCAGUGCAAGUGUGCCAAGAGGUUCCAGGUGGAGCAGAUCGGCGAGAACAAAUACAGGUUCUUCCUCGGCAAUCAGUUCGGCGAUUCCCAGCAGCUGCGGCUGGUCCGUAUCCUGAGGAGCACGGUCAUGGUCCGUGUGGGUGGAGGCUGGAUGGCCCUGGAUGAGUUUCUAGUGAAGAAUGACCCGUGCAGAGCACGAGGCCGGACCAACCUGGAGCUGCGGGAGAAGUUCAUCCUGCCGGAAGGAGCCUCGCAGGGAAUGACCCCGUUCCGCUCGCGGGGCCGCAGGUCCAAACCCUCGUCCCGAGCGGCCUCCCCGACCCGCUCCAGCUCCAGCGCCAGCCAGAGCAACCACAGCUGCGCCUCCAUGCCCUCCUCUCCAGCCACCCCCGCCAGCGGAGCCAAGACUCCACAUCACUUCUCUCGAUGUUAUGACAAACCCUGGUUGAUAAACAGUAAAGCGGGCACCCCCCUGAGGGGAAUCGAUUAUUCCGACUUCCAGCUCCCGAGCGCCGAGGUGACCCCCUCGGCUGGCAGCAAGCUGAAGCGCCCCACCUUCCACUCCAGCCGGACCUCGCUGGCUGGGGACACCAGUAACAGCUCCUCACCCGUCUCAACAGGUGCCAAAACCACUCGGGCAGACCCCAAGAAAGCCGCCAGCCGUCCCACGAGCCGCGCCGGGAGCCGCACGGGGAGCCGGGCCAGCAGCCGGCGGGGCAGCGACGCCUCGGACUUCGACCUGCUGGAGACCCAGUCGGCCUGCUCGGACACCUCGGAGAGCAGCGCGGCCGGCGGGCAGGGCUCGCGCCGCGGCGCCGCCGCCAAACCCUCCAAAAUCCCCACCAUGUCCAAGAAAACGCCCGCCGCCACCCCAAAAACUCCGGGCCCUAAGAGAUAAUACUGUACCUUGAUGGGAGAGAGGAAGGAAAAACUAGGAAACGACAACAAACGACAGCGAUGACAAAAAAAACAACAAAAAAAAAAGCACCCGACCUGUGUCCAGUUUUUAACCCUGCUCCGUACAUUGGAUGUAUAUUUAUUCUAAAUGGGAGAAACUAUAUUGUUAAAAGUGUAAAAGAAAAGUUGUGUUAUGAAGCUGCCUUAUUUGGGUUUUUUUUUGUUUUGGUUUUUUGGGUUUUUUUUUUUCUUUUUUGUAAGUUACUAUUUUCAUGUGAAUAUUUAUGUAGAUAAAAAAAAAAAAUUGCCUCUCGGUGACCCCUGUUUAGAGAGGGGCCUGGAAAACUGAAAUGUGGGAGAGAAAGAAAAAAAAAAUCAAGAAAAAGAUUUUAAAAAAAAAAAAAAGGAAGCAAAAAAAAAAAAAAGGUCAAGAUGUGAAAGUGUAAAGAAAAACUAAAAUAUAAAUAGGAUUUCUGCGCGGUGCAGGGUGUGAACCUGCUUUAUCUUUUAGGAUUGUUUCCUAAAUGCAUCUUUAUAAACUUAACUUGCUGUCUCAGCAAGGUAAAUUAUAUUUAAAAGCAAAGACCUGAAUCCUGCAGUGUUCAAGGAACUCUCUUUUUGUAAAUCACAGAUACCUCAACCAGAGAAACAUGAGGUGAGGGGACUUGGGGCUUAUGUUUCCAUUUUUUUUAAAGCUACGUGGUUUUAUCUGAAGAAAGCGGAGUUUGACUUUAAUAAAAUUUGCACACACUACA
Onychostruthus taczanowskii (white-rumped snowfinch) is the source of this 23698-nucleotide messenger RNA. RefSeq names its product microtubule actin crosslinking factor 1 (gene MACF1). The transcript is spliced from 97 exons. Gene Ontology annotation, molecular function: microtubule binding; structural molecule activity; cadherin binding. The record is from RefSeq and is a predicted model, not a curated record. Gene Ontology annotation, biological process: regulation of microtubule-based process; intermediate filament cytoskeleton organization; wound healing. Bases 124 to 22944 code for a protein of 7606 amino acids. Lineage: Eukaryota; Metazoa; Chordata; Aves; Passeriformes; Passeridae. Gene Ontology annotation, cellular component: intermediate filament; cytoplasm; actin cytoskeleton.